Pisolithus orientalis is the source of this 643-nucleotide messenger RNA. RefSeq lists its product as uncharacterized. Gene Ontology annotation, biological process: mitochondrial respiratory chain complex I assembly. The record is from RefSeq and is a predicted model, not a curated record. Bases 1 to 369 code for a protein of 122 amino acids. NCBI's taxonomy places the organism in Eukaryota, Fungi, Basidiomycota, Agaricomycetes, Boletales, Pisolithaceae. The transcript is spliced from 4 exons.
AUGGCCUCAGGUUUUGGCUAUACUGGAGGACGUUCGCGGUGCUUUGCGUACUGGCAAGAGUUCUCCAAAGUAUAUAUUCGACGUUCACCUAUCGGAUUUACUGGUACUGAUGAAACCGAACCACGGUUACAGUGCUACUCGCAGGCUGAUGCACCCAGUCAAUGCCGUGUCCAGGCCGACGAUUACCUCGAGUGCCUACACCACACCAAGGAGAUCGAGCGCGCAAAGGCUGUAAGAGCUGAGUUUAUCAAGCAGGCAGAACACCAAGCAAAGGAAGGGCGUAAGGUGGCUGAUUUACUGGCUGACGGCGUGAUCGUCAGCGUUGGCCUUAUACAACGCGACAGAGGUUCCGACGGUAAAGAGCAAUAGAUUAUAGGACCUUUUCUGUGAUCGCUCGGUUCGAGAAUAUACCAGCUACCAAGUAUCUGCACCGGUUUCCGGUCGGCGGUCCCGCGUCUCCGAUGGCCUCAUCCGUUUCACUCCGCCAUAUGCAUCCCAUUUCUCUUCGGUUCCCGGUAUAUAGCUCCAUACGUAUGUAGCUGUUCACAUCCUGAGCUCGAUGGCCUAGUUCCAGCAGUGAGCCCUUCACCCAAAGGUAGGAGCAGUACGACUUUUCUGGCUCCUCGAUGGCCGUUAUCGCUCC